CCCAUAUACCCACUCGGAGCCUGUGUGGCAGUGUGUCAGUCGUGGGGAGAGAGAGGAACCGUGCAAACACACACACACACACACACACACCGACACUCAUCAGGUGUGGACGCAGGCACCUCUUCAGACACCCUACAGACUCUCACAGCCUCCAACAUGUCGAUGCACAGUCUGAUGACGAUGCGGGAGAGGAAACUCCAGGCUGCCGCCAUCUGUAGAGAGAUACAGGGGCCCGAUGAGUCGGACAUGGACCUGGGCAGAAAAGUGAGUGCUCCUAAGGAGAUCAUGCUGGAGGAACUCUCUCUGGCCUCCAACCGCGGCUCACGCCUCUUCAAGAUGCGCCAGAAACGCUCGGAGAAGUACACCUAUGAGAGCAUUCAGAACCAGCAGAACACACACGUCAACAAUGGAGUGACCCCAGAAGCAGCUGAAGUGGAGGAGAGUGCUGAGGAGCAGGACGUUGGUGACCAUGGCGACCACACCUCCUCCGACCCCGUGACCUCCUCCGACCCCGACAUCAUUGCCCCAGGUUACGGUGGUCCCCUGAAAGACGUCCCAACUGAGCGUUUCAACAUCACAUCCAUCCCUCGCUCCUACCACUCGCCAUGGCAACAAGCACUUAGCAGCGACCCUGCUCUGGCCGAGACGUUCCUCCCCCUCAUCCCCGACCCUGAACCCAAGGCAGAGACACCCAGCUUUAAGAGCUUCAACCGUGUUGCCAUACCGUUUGGGGGUUUUGACCGCGCUGCCAAGCUGCCCGUCCCUGUGCCCAAAAGCGGUGUGUCGAGCGGUGGCAUGAGCCCUGUGCCCCCCGUGGUGCCCGCAGUGCCCGCGGAGACCAUCACCCUGCGGCCCACCUUCAACCGCACCGCGCUGGGCUGGAUCUCCGACGGAGAGCCACUGGUGCUGCCCAGAGUUUCUCUGGACAUCGAGGACGCCGCCGCUCCCCCGUUCGACAUCCCCGAGUCCGACGACCUCUAAGGCCCUCGCACACACCGAGAGUGUGUGUGCCUGCUCCUGUCUCUCAAGGGUGCAGUGACCUCUGCCAGCCACCAGGUGGCAGUGUGUUGCGCCCCUGCGCCCCAGCUGACGCAUGCUAAAGGUAGCCCUCCGCAGGGCUAGCCUGAGCACUGGCCUGGGCGCUGCCGCGCGUGAGCUUCCUGUACAUAGAUGUGUGUGAAGACCAGCACUUUCUGUGUCCAACACUUGAAUUGAUUGUUUUCUAAGCCCAAAUUAAACGCCAAGCCAGA
Molecule: messenger RNA, 1250 nt
Organism: Alosa alosa (allis shad)
Lineage: Eukaryota; Metazoa; Chordata; Actinopteri; Clupeiformes; Clupeidae
Gene: myoz2a
Product: myozenin 2a
Exons: 6
Coding region: 157-981 (274 amino acids)
Cellular component (GO): actin cytoskeleton; Z disc
Molecular function (GO): FATZ binding; telethonin binding; actin binding
Source: RefSeq, a predicted model, not a curated record